CUAAAGCAAACCAGUCUUUAGCGCAGCUCGGUAUAGCAAACCCCAGAAGGGAAAACAUGCGAGAUUGUUAGUUCGCGAGGUGGGCCUAACUAUCGGUAACGCGGCUGGAACUCGGCUUCUUUUCUGUCGAGGGCCCCGUGCCCUCGGCCUGGAGGCGAAAUGGUAGUCACCGCACUUCAGUCGAUGGCACUGGUCACGUUCGGGCUGCACGCGGCGCUGUUCUGGGAUGAGGUUGCCUUCUCUCCGCCGUCGUGGGCCGUUCUCUCGGUGUGCUGCUGGUCCGGCUUCGUCCUGGCAAAGGGCGGCUGGUCGGCCCUCACCGCCAACGACGCGCGGCGCUUCGGCUUUGGCGUGCUGGCGGCGGUGGCGUUCCUGCAGUUCCUGCAAUGGGACGGCGAGUUCGAGGGCUGGUCCAGCGUGUACUACUUCUGCGGCAGCCGGCUUCAGUACUGCGGCUGCGGCUUCCGGUGGAACGGCGCGGGCUGGGCCAAGGCGUGCGUGCUGUGGGCGUUCGUGCUGAGCGCCGUGCUGGGGGCGCAGCAGCUGCUCAUCACGGCGGGGCUGGGCGGGCUGUUGCCCGGCGAGGAGGCGGUGACGCGCGAGUCUUUUGUGUCCAUCUGCUGGCGCCUCAUCCCCUACUGGCUCAACAACUGGGAGCAGCAGUGGGGGGCGGAGGUCUCCUCCAUGACGUUUGAGCUGCCGCACUUUGCCGUGGAGCUGCUCAUCAUACUGCCCUGCUGCCAGAUCAUCUGCAGCCGCCUCAAGGUGCUGGUCACGCCGCAGGUCAACGUGCUGCUACUGGGGCCGCACCCCCACCCCAACCCCCACCCCCAGCAGCAGGGGCAGGGGCAGGGGCAGCAGCAGGGGGUGGGGCAGCAGCAGCAGCAGCAGCAGCCGGGGGCGGUGGCGGGGGCGGGCGGAGAGGCAGGGGCCGGGCAGCGGGGUCAGGAGGAGCCGGCCGCAGGCGGCGCAGGUGGAGGGGGCGGCGGCGCUGAGGAGGUGCAGUUCGCUCGCGAGGACUUCGCGCCCAACGUCCUGCAGGGCUUCUGGGAGCGCAGCCCCGAGCAGCGCCACUUCCUGCCGCGAGUCAGGCGCAACCUGCGUGUGCUGGCCUUCCUGUCGGGCCUGACCGCGCUGGCUGCCUUCAACGCCACCGCCGUACCGCUGUACCUGGAGCGCCAGGCCACCGCGGCGGCGGCCACACCCGCAGUCAUGCUCAUUGGCUCCCGCGCCUCCACCUGGCUGGUGGCUCCGCCCGGCACCGUGGCCGCCACCAACGCCAGUGCCGCCGAGCUGGCGCUGCUGCCGGCCGUGCACGCCCGCCUCAACGCCUACUUCGGGCCGCGGCACAUGCCGGGGCAGCAGCAGGGGCAGGCGAACCCGGCACUGGCCGCCGCGCGCUUGCACGCCGCCGCAGCCGCCGCCUCUCUGCCGCCGCGGCAGCGGCAGCCGCAGGACCCCGGGCAGCAGCCGCAGACGGGGCAGCAGCAGCCGCAGCCGGGGACGCAGCAGCCGCACCUGCUGCCGCGGCUGUGGGCGGCGCGCCUGGAGCUGCUGGCGGCGGUGCUGGGCAUUCCGCCGGGGACGCUGCGAGCCGUCGUGGGUGGCGGGGGGGCGGGAGGAGGUGGGGGAGGGGGAGGCGGCACGGUGCAAAGCAGCGACCCUGGUGGGAGUGGGAGUGGGAGUGGGAGUGGGAGUGGAGGCGGCGGUAACAGCGGCGGUGAAGCGCUGUGGCAGGCGGUUGCCGCGCUGCAUGCGCUGCUGUGGGGCCGGGACGGGCCUGGAGGCUCCUCCUACGCCUCCUACCCUGGAGGCGGUGCCGGCGGCGCUAGCAGCAGUGGCGGCGGCGGCGGCGGCGGCAAGGGCUGUCCGAGCCUGGAGCCCUACGUGCGCAAUGUGGCCAAGCACGCGGCGGAGCUGGCCCGGAUGAAGGACCCGGAGCACCGCUCUCUGAUCCCGCUGGUGGAGGCGGCGCUGGCCAUCAUGCGGCUCAGCUGCGAGAAGUACUGGGUGCUGCUGGCCAUAUACCUGGCCUUCCUCAUAUUCAGGGACGCGCCCCGCCCCGCUCGGCUGCUCAUCCGCCUCAUCGCGCGCGUGUCCUCCGCCUUCCAGCGCGUCAUCCUGUUCGCCUUCCCCGCCGUGUGCUGGCUCUACAACGCCGGCCUGGUGUUCUCCUUGUUCGUGAGCGUGGUGUUCUGGGGCGGGCCCGCGCUGGCGGCCUAUGAGGCGGCGCGGGCCUGCCUGAGGGAGUGCAUCCUGUACCGCUUUCCUAAUGUUGUAGAGCAUAUUGUUAUAUGCGAUAUAUGAUAUGACACGCUACGGUGUCCAGAAUUGGGGCUGUUCUAGCUAUGAGUCUAGAACCUGCAAUGUGUCCAGAGAUGGGCCGCUGCAUGGAGUGCAGUACGCUCGGCGACA
This is a messenger RNA of Chlamydomonas reinhardtii, 2415 nucleotides long. RefSeq lists its product as uncharacterized. Bases 160 to 2307 code for a protein of 715 amino acids. The record is from RefSeq and is a predicted model, not a curated record. The transcript has 13 exons. NCBI's taxonomy places the organism in Eukaryota, Viridiplantae, Chlorophyta, Chlorophyceae, Chlamydomonadales, Chlamydomonadaceae.